AUGGCGUCAAUCCGGACCUUCUCCACUUUGUUCGGACAGGUGCGAGACAUCUUGACCACUAUCGUCCUGGACCUCCAUCCGUCUCAAAAGCCUGUAGUCGGUGCCGUGCACGUAAAGUCAAGUGUGGUGAAGGCUCUGCAGGACCGGAUCAAUGACCUUGAAGCAAGACUGCACAUGACAGAAACACCAAAUGUUCCAGUACCAAAUAGUCAACCAACACCGGCCAAUCUUCAAAAAGAAGCAGAGGAGGUGGGCUUUCUCACGACUGGAGGAUCUGAUUUGUACUCUGGGAGCAAAUAUGUCGGCAGUGCUGCUGGUUCAACAUUUGCCAGGAUUUUCUUUAAGCAACUUCAUAUUAUCCCGUCAUGGGAUUCUGGGGAACAGCAAAAUGGCCUUGAACAGCCAUUGUCUCUUGCAACCGCAGCGCUCCCACCGCAGCCCAUUGCUCGAUCUCUCCUCAAUUUGUACAUCGCCCGAGUCCACAUAUGGUGGCCUUUCCUUCAACUUCCACAUCUAAGAAGAAGUAUACAACACAUCUAUGAAGACCCCAGACAGUGCAGUGACCAUGAAAAGUUCAUUGUUUUCAUUGUCCUCGCACUGGGAAGUUCCCGAUUGACAUCAAAAGAUAGUCAAUCUGCAGCAAUUAUGGAUCUCAACGAUACCAAUGCUUACUUCCAAACGGCACUGCGUUUCUUUGAUAAUUUCCAUACUCAUCCACGGGACCUUUUUGGCAUACAGGCAGUUUUACUCCUGGCGAUAUGGAUGUUAGAUUCAUCUCAUAGUAGUCACAAUAACGAUCUCUGGCAACUUAGUCGCUAUAUCAUGUCAGCUGCUAUCGAGGCAGGACUCCACCGCCACAAUAUGGACUGGGGGUUUACUUUAGAAGAACUUGAAGUGCGGAACCGGACAUGGUGGUGUGCUUAUAAUCUUGAGAGACAAGUUGCUACUCUGACAGGACGAGUACUCUCUAUUCGCGAUCACGCGGUCCAUGCCAUGCUGCCUAGUCCGAAUAGCUUUGAUAACCUCACUCCGCUCGAGAGUUCCACUGCACCCAUCCUCCACAAGCACAGCGUUGCAGUUUUCCGGCACAUGAUUACUCUUCGCAAAAUCGGCGGCCGUAUUCUUGAAUCGAUCUACAUCGCAAGGGGACCCAACGGUACAGCUAUGGAUACCACCUUCCAGCAGAUUUGCGCAACAUCGGACCUGAUACGACGAGAUCUUGAGCUUUGGGAGCAGCAACUCGAGGCUAUGGCAUUAAAGCCAUCUAGGGAAUAUUCGGAGAUGAAGAUUGAGUACUGUAUGUUGCAGCUCUUGCUCCAUAGACCGUCCCCGACUUUCAUGGUUCCGUCUCGCCAAAUGGCCUCGUAUUGUUCCAAGGCAGCGUCAACUGCGAUUAGCCAAUGGUCCAAGAUCGUAGACGAGUAUGGAAUAUCAGCUGUAUGUCGAUGUUUUAGACAGCUUCAUGAUAUUAUCUUAGUUGGUCUGGCGGCUUUGUACUGCGAUUGGCAAGCAUUGGCUCUACCACAAACAGCUAGCGACACGACGACGAGAACACAUCGCCACUUGAGCGACACGAAAAUAUGUCUCGAUCUCAUUGACAGCGGUAUUUCCCACAUGAAAGCUCGUCCCCUCGAGAAGUUUAGACACAUAUUCCAAGCCGUGCGAAACAAGGUUUACUACAAGACCACGUUCAGUGGCAUUUCUCCGACUGGUUCAACAGCAAUGAGCUCAAUCCUAUCGCCACAAAGUGUGGAUGCUUUAUCUCAAAAUCUCAUUUUUAACCCAAACAACGAUAUUGUGUAUUCAAUGGGUGACGGGGUGGAGGCAUACGUGAAUCAAGUUAGUGAAUUUCUUGACGGUGGUGGAUUUAAUGUUGACGAGGCCCUUGAUGCAUGGUAUGAUGCUUUGAUGGGGGAGAUACAAAGUGGCGAUUCACAAAUGACAUGA
Molecule: messenger RNA, 1947 nt
Organism: Fusarium sp. VM40
Lineage: Eukaryota; Fungi; Ascomycota; Sordariomycetes; Hypocreales; Nectriaceae
Source: the annotation of a GenBank genome assembly